Molossus molossus (Pallas's mastiff bat) is the source of this 1943-nucleotide messenger RNA. RefSeq names its product vasoactive intestinal peptide receptor 2 (gene VIPR2). NCBI's taxonomy places the organism in Eukaryota, Metazoa, Chordata, Mammalia, Chiroptera, Molossidae. Bases 1 to 1335 code for a protein of 444 amino acids. The record is from RefSeq and is a predicted model, not a curated record. Gene Ontology annotation, molecular function: vasoactive intestinal polypeptide receptor activity; peptide hormone binding; G protein-coupled peptide receptor activity. Gene Ontology annotation, cellular component: plasma membrane. Gene Ontology annotation, biological process: adenylate cyclase-modulating G protein-coupled receptor signaling pathway; cell surface receptor signaling pathway. The transcript is spliced from 13 exons.
AUGAGGGCGCCCGCGCUGCUGCCGCCCGCGCUGCUGACCUGCUGCGGCUGGCUGCUCGGCCCGGUGAACAGCAUUCACCCAGAAUGCCGAAUUCAUCUGGAAAUACAGGAGGAAGAAACCAAAUGUGCAGAGCUUCUAAGGGCGCAGACAGAGACAUACAAAGCCUGCAGCGGCGUCUGGGACAACCUCACGUGCUGGCGUCCCGCAGACCUGGGUGAGACCGUCACGGUGCCCUGCCCAACGGUGUUCAAGGUGUUCAACAGCCUUCACAGCAAACCAGGAAACAUAAGCAAGAACUGCACUAGUGAUGGGUGGUCGGAGACAUUCCCGGAUUUCAUGGACGUGUGCGGCUACAGUGACCCCGAGAAGGGGAGCAAGAUCACGUUUUAUGAUCUGGUGAAGGCCAUUUACACCCUGGGAUACAGUGUCUCUCUGAUCUCCCUUACAACCGGAAGCAUAAUUCUUUGCCUCUUCAGGCGGCUGCACUGCACCCGGAACUACAUCCACCUGAACCUGUUUCUGUCCUUCAUCCUGAGGGCGGUCUCGGUGCUGGUCAAGGACGACGUCCUGUACUCUAGCUCGGGCACCCUGCACUGCCCCGACCAGCUGUCCUCCUGGGUGGGCUGCAAGCUGAGCCUGGUGUUCUUCCAGUACUGCAUCAUGGCCAACUUCUACUGGCUGCUGGUCGAGGGGCUCCACCUGCACACCCUGCUGGUGGCCGUCUCCUCCCCCCGCCGCCUCCAGGCCUACCUCCUGAUCGGCUGGGGCAUCCCCACCGUGUGCACGGGCGCGUGGACCGCGGCCAGGCUCUCUCUGGAAGACACGGGCUGCUGGGAUACCAACGAGCACAGUGGUCCCUGGUGGGUCAUACGAGCACCGAUUUUAAUCUCUAUCGUAGUCAAUUUUAUCCUUUUCGUGAGCAUCUUACGAAUUUUACUACAGAAGCUGACGUCCCCAGAUGUUGGAGGCAGAGAGCAGUCACAGUAUAAGAGGCUGACCAAGUCCACCCUGCUGCUCAUCCCGCUCUUCGGCGUCCACUACAUGGUGUUCGCUGUGUUUCCCAUGGGCAUCUCCUCCAAAUACCAGAUCCUGUUCGAGUUGUGCAUGGGAUCCUUCCAGGGCCUGGCGGUGGCCGUGCUCUACUGCUUCCUCAACAGUGAGGUGCAGAGUGAGCUGCGGAGAAAGUGGGGAGUCCUGUGCCCGAGCCAGCCCUCCAGCCGGGGCGACAGGCUCCAGAGCCUGUCCAUCUCCAGGAACGGCUCGGACAGCACCCUGCAUUUCCACCGCGGCUCCCGCGCCCCGUCCUUCCUGCAGACGGAGACCUCGAUCAUCUAGCGCCUGCCCAGCCCGCCCGCGUGCUGGAGCCGAAGUGGGGCGUGGGCCCGAGUGCCGGGGGUCCACGCCAGCUCAGCACUCCGGUCUCCCCUGACCUUUCCAUGGAGCUGGGCCUCGUAACGCGACGAGGACCCGGAUCUGGUUAUCGCUACAUUUACACACGUAGGCGAUUUUGUUCAUGAUGUUGGGCUGUGUGGAUGGGCCUGUCCCGAAGAGAAUAGGGGACACCGAGUGACCCCCGAGACGAGAUGCACUGGCCCAGACCUGAGUCCAGCCGCUGCGGAAGGAAAACGAUGCCUUUCUAACCUGGAUGCCUGUCCUUGGCGGGGAGCCGGGUCCCCGGUGCAUGGCCCCUUCACGGCCCCCGCCUGGGGCCCACAGGGCGGACGCUGGUCUGCGGGACAGAGAAGCCCACUCUGCAACGUCGUCCCGCGAGCGAGGCGGGUUCCCCAUCCUGGGCCUCCUUCUCCCCGCUUCCAAGGCCACAGCAGCUGGGAGCAGCAUGUCCCCACUGAGGGAUCUGUGCUUCGGGGGGGCCUCUACCACUGAGCAACACCCCAGGGGGUCACUUCAGGCCCCUUUACCCAAUAGGCCCCUGGUCGUCAGGG